Salvelinus namaycush (lake trout) is the source of this 1704-nucleotide messenger RNA. RefSeq names its product moesin-like. The coding region runs from base 16 to 1704 and encodes 562 amino acids. Gene Ontology annotation, biological process: positive regulation of protein localization to early endosome; regulation of organelle assembly; positive regulation of early endosome to late endosome transport. The transcript is spliced from 13 exons. The record is from RefSeq and is a predicted model, not a curated record. Gene Ontology annotation, molecular function: cell adhesion molecule binding; actin binding. Gene Ontology annotation, cellular component: apical part of cell; microvillus; cytoskeleton. Lineage: Eukaryota; Metazoa; Chordata; Actinopteri; Salmoniformes; Salmonidae.
GUUCGCGUCACCACCAUGGACGCUGAGCUGGAGUUCGCCAUCCUGCACAGCACCACUGGCAAACAACUCUUCAACCAGAUAGUGAAAACCAUCGGGCUGAGAGAGACCUGGUUCUUUGGCCUACAGUACCAGGACAGCAAAGGCUUCUCUACCUGGCUCAAACUCAACAAGAGGGUGACAGCUCAGGAUGUACGCAGGGAGAACCCUCUGUUGAUAAAGUUCAGGGCCAAGUUCUACCCUGAAGACGUAGCUGAGGAACUGAUCCAAGAGGCCACGCAACGACUUUUCUUCCUGCAGGUAAAGGAGGGCAUCCUGAAUGAUGAUAUCUACUGUCCUCCUGAGACGGCUGUGCUGUUGGCCUCCUACUCUGUUCAGACCAAACAUGGAGACUACAAGAAGGAUUACCACUUCCCUGGUUACCUCAGCAGGGACAAGCUGCUUCCCCAGAGGGUUCUGGAGCAGCACAAGCUGAACAAAGAGCAGUGGGAGAACAGGAUAAAGGUGUGGCAUGAGGAGCACAAGGGGGUGCUGAGGGAGGAUGCCAUGGUGGAGUAUCUGAAGAUAGCUCAGGAUCUAGAGAUGUAUGGAGUCAACUACUUCAGCAUCAAGAACAAGAAGGGUUCAGAGCUGUGGCUGGGGGUAGAUGCUCUGGGCCUCAACAUAUACCAGAACACUGACAGGAUGACCCCUAAGAUCGGCUUCCCAUGGAGUGAGAUCAGAAACAUUUCCUUCAACGACAAGAAGUUUGUUAUAAAGCCCAUUGACAAGAAAGCACCGGAUGUUGUGUUCUACGCCCCUCGUCUACGGAUCAACAAGCGUAUCCUGGUGCUGUGCAUGGGGAACCACGACCUGUACAUGAGGAGGAGGAAGCCAGACUCCAUCGAGGUCCAGCAGAUGAAGGCCCAGGCCCGCGAGGAGAAGACUAAGAGACAGAUGGAGAAAGCUCUGCUUGAGGGCGAGAAGAAGAAGAGAGAGAAUGCGGAGAAGGAGACAGAGAAGAUCGCCAGAGAAACCAUGGAGCUGAUGGGCAGACUGAAACAGAUUGAGGAAGAGACCAAGAAAGCUCAGGAAGAGCUGGAGGAGCAGACUCGCAGGGCCCUGGACCUGGAGAAGGAGAGGACGUUUGCUCAGGAGGAGGCAGAGCGUCUGGAGAAGGAGCGCAAGGCAGCGGAAGAGGCCAAGGCAUCCCUCCUACAGCAGUCAGAGAGCCAGAUGAAGAACCAGGAGAACCUGGCCACUGAGCUGGCUGAGCUGACCCCUAACAUCUCCCUUCUGGAGGACGUAAAGAAGGAGAAGGACGACGAUACAAAGAGGUGGCAGAAAAGGACGGUCAUGGUGGAGGUUGAUUUGGAGCGGGCCAAAGAAGUUCUGAAGACUAAAGACAUCCAGGACUGUGUGCAGGGGGACCACGACGAGACCGACGAGAGCAGCGCCGAGGCCAGCGCCGAGCUGACAUCACCAGGCAUGGUCAGAGACCGCAGCGAGGAGCAACGCAUGACGGAGGCUCAGAAGAACAAACGGCUACAGAAACACCUCAAGGCCCUGAGUAGUGAGUUGGCCAGCGCUCGAGACGACAGUAAGAACACUCCCAACGACCUGAUCCACGCGGAGAACGUUAAGGCCGGCCGGGACAAGUACAGGACCCUCCGUCAGAUACGACAAGGCAACACCAAGCAACGCAUCGACGAGUUCGAGUCCAUGUGA